AUGACGUGCCAUGGAACGCCUGCUAUUGUGUGUGUAUUUCUGAAUGUUUUUCUUGGUUCCAUAUCUGUAAUAACUGUUUGUGGAAACCUCCUGGUGAUAAUCUCCAUCGUUUACUUCAGACAGCUUCACACUCCGACCAACGCUCUCGUCCUGUCUUUGGCUGUGGCUGACCUGCUUGUGGGCGCUCUGGUCUUCCCUCUCACAAUGGAGUUCUCUAUAAGCUCGUGUUUGUACCAUGAGGAGACAUUUUGCAAAGUGAGAAGCAGCUUCGACAUAACGCUCAGCACGUGCUCCAUUCUGAACCUGUGUUGCAUUUCUGUUGACAGGUAUUACGCAGUGUGCCAGCCGCUGGCAUACAGAACUAAAAUCAGCAGCCAUGUCAUUGUGGUGAUGAUCUUGGUGAGCUGGGGAGUUCCAGCUGUGGUUGCGGUCAGUCUGGUCGGGUUUAACAGAUCAAAAUGUGGACAAAACUGUUUGUUUACCGUUGUGCUGGGAAAAAUUCUGAUUGUUCUGAUUACGUUUUACUUACCACUUCUGGUAAUGAUAUGCAUCUACGUAAAGAUCUUUUUUGUCGCGCAGAAGCAAGCACACAGCAUCCAGAGCAUGAAAAGCUCCGGGGCAUCUGUCAGUAAGAUGGAGAGGAAGGCCACUAAAACCUUAGUGAUUGUAAUGGGAGUUUUUCUGCUCUGUUGGCUGCCUUCCUUUUUAUGUACAACCGUUUUUACGUUCAGCAACGCUUCCCGGCCUGGCCCUCUGGUAGAAAUCCUCAACUGGCUUGCUCUGUCCAAUUCAACGUUCAACCCGUUUAUUUAUGUUGUUUACAGGUGGUUCAGGUCAGCGUUCAGGAUGAUUAUUUCAGGAAAAAUCGUUUCGGGAGAUUUCACUGACUUCAAACUUUUUUGA
Poeciliopsis prolifica (blackstripe livebearer) is the source of this 903-nucleotide messenger RNA. Its product is annotated as trace amine-associated receptor 1-like. Lineage: Eukaryota; Metazoa; Chordata; Actinopteri; Cyprinodontiformes; Poeciliidae. Gene Ontology annotation, cellular component: membrane. Gene Ontology annotation, biological process: G protein-coupled receptor signaling pathway; cell surface receptor signaling pathway. The record is from RefSeq and is a predicted model, not a curated record. Gene Ontology annotation, molecular function: trace-amine receptor activity.